AAAACAAAUGAUCUCUCUCUGCACUUCCGGAACUGUCACUGUGAGCUGUUUGGAUUUUACGAUGCUGUCAUGUUGAUUAAUUUGGAAUUGGAUAGAUGAAAAUAUUUUUUCUUGUGUUGUUUUUUGCACGUUGAAGCCAAAGAUGUAACGUUAAGGACAUUUAUGCACAAAAGUGAUUUACUGAAGGAGUUUGGGUACUUCCUUCUCAACCGUCCGUUUACUCCAAACUCAACAGUAUUUUUAGAGCUUUUUGGUUUUUCAUAUACAAGAAGGAAGUAAGUAAGUUAUGCUGAAGGCUGUCAUUCUUAUCGGAGGUCCUCAAAAAGGGACCCGAUUUCGCCCGCUGUCUUUUGAGGUGCCCAAACCUCUGUUCCCAGUGGCUGGAGUGCCAAUGCUGCAGCAUCACAUUGAGGCCUGUUCUAAGCUUCCAAAUAUGAAAGAGAUCUUACUCGUUGGCUUUUAUCAGCCCAAUGAAGAACUUAACAGAUUUUUGUCAUGCGCCCAACAAGAUUUCAAAAUAUCAAUAAGAUACCUUCAGGAAUAUGCUGCUCUGGGCACUGGAGGAGGAAUCUACCAUUUCAGAGAUCAGAUCCUGUCUGGCGGUCCAGAGGCAUUUUUUGUCAUGAAUGCUGAUGUGUGCUCAGAGUUUCCUCUGCCAGAGAUGCUUGACUUCCAGAAGGAGCACGGAGACGCUUACAGUUUUAUCAUCCUCGGCACCACUGCCAACAGAAAACAGUCCCUGAACUACGGCUGCAUUGUUGAGAAUCAACAAACUGAUGAGGUCUUGCAUUAUGUAGAGAAGCCCAGCACGUUUGUGAGUGACAUAAUCAACUGUGGAAUAUACCUGUUCACUCCGGAGAUAUUCCAGCACAUCGGAGAAGUUUUCCAGAAGAACCAACAGGACAUGCUGUUAUAUUCGUACGAGGGAGAAGAGCAGUCCAACGGCUGGCAUCGGGCAGAGGUGAUCCGCCUCGAGCAGGACAUCUUCACUGCUCUGGCAGGACAGGGCAAGCUAUAUGUGUACAAAACAGACCGCUUCUGGAGCCAGAUCAAAUCUGCAGGAUCUGCGAUCUAUGCAAGCCGAUUGUAUCUUAACCAGUAUCACAAGACACAUCCAGAGAGGUUAGCUACUAAUACAGAUGGAGGGCCGAAGACCAGAGGAAAUGUUUAUAUACAUCCAACUGCCAAUAUUGAUCCAACUGCUGUAUUAGGUCCAAAUGUGUCCAUAGGAACAGGAGUAACGAUUGGCGCAGGAGUUCGCGUGAGGGAGUCCAUCAUCCUCCAUGGUGCUACUUUACAGGAUCACAGUUGCGUGUUGAACAGUAUUGUGGGCUGGGGCAGCACCAUUGGCAAAUGGGCCAGAGUAGAAGGAACCCCAAGUGACCCGAAUCCUAAUGACCCGUAUGCCAAAAUUGACAGCGAGACACUCUUCAGAGAUGGAAAACUAACACCCUCCAUUACAAUUCUAGGCUGUAAUGUAAAUAUCCCAUCUGAAGUCAUCAUACUCAACUCCAUCGUCCUGCCACAUAAAGACCUCAACAGAAGCUUCAAAAACCAGAUCAUACUGUAGUUUCAGUUUUACUUGUUUUUAUGGCAUUAGCAUAGAAGUAAAAUGGAUCUUUGAAAUGAAACAUUAAUAAUUGAUGAAUCAUCUGAAGCUUCAGUGGUUUUCAUGUAAAAGUGUCUGGUGCUGUAUUGUGCACAUGGAUUAACCACCGGUGUCUUCGUGUCAAAGCUGGAUAAAACAAAUGCUAAAGUAAUUCUGCUACAACAAAUCUUCACUUUGUCAAACUGUUUCUGAAUUUACUUGAAAUGUAUCUUAUUUACAGCUUGUUGGCUCCCUUCGUGUCAGUGAAAUGCCAAAGAAAGGCGCAAAAAAGCGGGUUAUUUGUGCAUUCUGUUACCAUUACUUUCCAGCAUUUAACAUGUCAUGUAGAACAAAAAAAUGGUAAGACAAAUGGUAAAAUCUUGUAAUUGGAUACCAGUCGUGUUGGUAAUUGUUUUGAAUAAUUGAUGUUUCUGUGACUGCUCUCCGUAUGAAAACCGAGCACAGUGCAAAAGUCAGACGUCUGCAAUAAAUUAUAUUUUGAUUAAGUCA
This is a messenger RNA of Megalobrama amblycephala (Wuchang bream), 2098 nucleotides long. It is a transcript of the gene gmppaa, whose product is annotated as GDP-mannose pyrophosphorylase Aa. The transcript has 13 exons. Lineage: Eukaryota; Metazoa; Chordata; Actinopteri; Cypriniformes; Xenocyprididae. Gene Ontology annotation, cellular component: cytoplasm. Bases 287 to 1570 code for a protein of 427 amino acids. Gene Ontology annotation, biological process: biosynthetic process. The record is from RefSeq and is a predicted model, not a curated record. Gene Ontology annotation, molecular function: transferase activity.